UUAAGGAAAAAUAAUUAGAAGGGUUUUAAACAACAAGCAUGGACACCAUUAUUAUUGCCUUUCUUGUUAUCUCAUUCUCUUCUAUACAUAUUGUUCUUUCCGGACCUAUAUUUAAAUUUCAAAAGCUUGAUUUACCAUCAACUUCAACAGGCCCUGAAACCAUUACCUUUGACUCCGUUGGUAGAGGACCAUAUACUGGCAUAUCUGAUGGUAGAAUUGUCAGAUAUAAUGGAUCUAAUUUUAUUGAAGUUUACAUCACUUCACCAAAUAGGUCGAGUUUAGUGUGUGAUGGGAAAAAUAAUCCAGCUAUUUUUGGACGAAAAUGUGGGAGACCAAUAGGAAUUGACUUCCAUUAUGACAAAAAUCUUUUGUAUAUUACAGAUGCUUAUAAAGGACUUCUAGUGGGAACUGAUAAAAGACUUGCAGUACAACUAGCCACUGAAGCAGAAGGGAUGCCUUUUAAAUUUCCUGACGGCUUAAACGUUGACCAACUCACUGGAAAUGUUUAUUUCACAGAUGCUAGUUCUGUUUACGAACUAAGCCAAUUGCCAAUAGCAGUUCUAUUAAAUGACAGUACAGGAAGAUUACUAAAAUACAACCCCAUAACAAAUAAUGUAUCAGUGCUUCUAAGGGGGCUUGGUGGAGCAGCUGGAGUGGCAGUAAGUUCCGAUGGCUCGUUUGUUCUUGUAACUGAGUACAUAACCAAGAGAAUUCAAAAAUUUUGGCUAAAGGGUCCUAUGGCUUUUAAAUCACAAGUUAUUAUCAACCUCCAAGGCAGGCCUGAUAACAUUAAGAAGACUCCUACAGGAGACUCUUUUUGGGUGGCAGUCACCACAAUGAAUCUUAUUGGUCGAACUAUCCCUACAGCUAUAGAGAUUACUGGAAAUGGUACCAUUUUGCGUACCCUGUCUCUUGACCACUAUUAUUUCGGCACCCCUAUUAGUGAAUUUAACCAGCGUGGCUCGUACUUUUAUGCUGGAUCUCUUCAAGCUAAUUUUGUUGGUUUGUUAAGCUAAAGAAAGGGUUACAUAUAUAUAUAUAUAUAUAUAUGGUCAAUAAUGUUUUCGUGUUGUUACAAUUUGAAAAUCUUGCGAGAUGUAUAAGAAUCGAGCAAUAUCUAAAUAAGUUGUUGAAAUAAAAGAUAAAUUACAUUAA
This is a messenger RNA of Humulus lupulus (European hop), 1155 nucleotides long. Its product is annotated as protein STRICTOSIDINE SYNTHASE-LIKE 12-like. Lineage: Eukaryota; Viridiplantae; Streptophyta; Magnoliopsida; Rosales; Cannabaceae. Gene Ontology annotation, biological process: biosynthetic process. The record is from RefSeq and is a predicted model, not a curated record. The coding region runs from base 39 to 1016 and encodes 325 amino acids. Gene Ontology annotation, molecular function: strictosidine synthase activity. The transcript has 3 exons.